Molecule: messenger RNA, 1833 nt
Organism: Pyricularia oryzae 70-15
Lineage: Eukaryota; Fungi; Ascomycota; Sordariomycetes; Magnaporthales; Pyriculariaceae
Product: HET domain-containing protein
Exons: 3
Coding region: 37-1833 (598 amino acids)
Source: RefSeq, a predicted model, not a curated record
AAGUCUGGGCUUUCGCCCCAAAUUAUAGUCUACCAAAUGCGUCUGAUUGAUACAAACACAAUCGAGGUCAUCGAGUUCACCGACGAUAAGAUACCACAAUAUGCAAUCCUGUCGCACACCUGGGGCGCUGAGGAGGUCAGCUACCAGGAUAUGCAGCGUCUCGCGACAAACAGGAAACGCAAAUCAUGGGACCUUGGCAGAUCACCUUCCAGCUCAUCGACAGCAUCGGUUGCGAUGGCUAUCUUUGAAAUGUCGGGUUACAUCAAGAUCAAGGCCGCAUCACACUACGCGCGCGCCCAUGGCUUCCGCUACCUGUGGGUAGACACUUGCUGCAUCGACAAGACAAGCAGCGCUGAGCUUUCAGAGGCAAUCAACUCCAUGUUUGUCUGGUACCGCGAUGCUGCGCUCUGCUUUGCAUACCUGGAAGAUGUCCCGAACAGGCAACUCAAAGACAGUCGCUGGUUCACUCGUGGGUGGACACUGCAGGAGCUGAUUGCACCGCGCCAGAUGAUAUUUUGUUCUUCGAACUGGAAUGAAGUUGGAAGGAAGUCGUCUUCCAACUUUUGCGACUUGUUGGCGACCAUCACGGGGGUGGAUAGGAGGGUCCUCAGGGGUAAUAUUAAUCUCGACGAAAUCAGCGUUGCCAACCGUAUGAGAUGGGCCGCCAAUCGCAAAACGACACGACGUGAGGACAUGGCAUAUUGCCUGAUGGGUAUCUUUAGUGUCAAUAUGCCUCUGCUGUAUGGCGAGGGAGGCAUACGUGCAUUCAUACGUCUUCAAGAGGAGAUUAUGAAAGAUACCGAUGACCACUCCAUCUUCGCCUGGGCGGCCCAGCCCCUUAGCGACAACCCCCUUCACGGGCUUUUGGCAUCUUCUCCAGCCGCAUUCGCCGAUGCGCAAACGAUACGACUUCCUCCUCUUCAGACUUCAGACAGUGUCCCCAUGAGCAUGACUAAUCAGGGCCUGCGUCUCAAGGUGUUUCUUUGGUCAGUGCCAGAGUAUCUCGAUGACUUGAGGCGAUACCUACCGAGGGAUUCUGUCGUGACUUCUCAAGAGCUUUCUCUUCCUCUAGAUGGCUAUUUUGCCUUUUUGGAGUGUUCAGUCAUCGAGAAUGGCGAAUUCCUGUGUCCAGUCAUUCUGCUCCGCAACCUCUGGGGUGACCAGUAUGCACGAAUCAAUAUCGACAUGGUCUACCACUUGCGCGAUCCUAGAACAUACUCCUUGGACCGACCUGGCUCCGGCUACUGCUCAAUAUAUGUUAAGCGAAGCCCAAGGGAGAUAUUGCCCGACUUCAUCGUGGCUCUCGAAAAAGGUCUAGGAUCCUAUGAUGAUCGUAUCACAUUUGUCGAGCAAGCCCUGCCUCCCGAGUCUUGGGAUCCCGCCUCCUUCGUGCUGACCCCAAGACCGGUAGGUCCAUCGAAGACCACCGUCGCCACAAUACGUUUCGCUGACUCUGCUCGGAAAUCUUGCCUGGAUGUGUCUGUCGGGCUCAUCAAAGUCAGCCAUGGAUGGGAGCCGUGGUGCAGACAGAGCCAUCACGUUUCUCGCAGCCUGUGGGAUGUGCACAAGGAGCUCGUCGAUGCCCUUUGGAACUCGCAGAUGCCUCAACAGCUUUGGGAAGCCGGAGAUACGAUGGGGACAGUGGCUCAGACCAGGCUAACGACGCGUUACGGGAGGCCGUAUGUGCUUCUUGAAUUUGUACAAAGGUUCGAAAUAGAUGGCACUGAGAUUUUCCAGCCCGAGGACAACAUCAACGCAGCUAUUCAGACCGCUAUCGGUAUACAACCUUUGCCUAGCCUGGGCCCAGAGGUAUCAGGGCUUCAAGAAAGCUAG